AUGAAAAAUCUAAAUUUACUUUCGCAAAAAGUGCUUUCAAUUUCCUCUCCUUCUAGAAUCGGAAAAUCUUUUUUAAUAAAUCAUGAAGAAGAAGUUAUGUAUUUUUUAAGAUUCUCUGAAUCUUUAACUCAUAUUGAGCUCGUUAAAUAUAAUGAUUUAGAGGUGAUAGCAAUGUGGUCUAAUGAUGAAGGGAGUACAGAUUUGGACUCAUUAAUUUGCGGAAUGUAUUUCUCGGCGUAUGAUCAAGUCAUUUGUAUAGCAUUUCAUAAUGGUGAUAUUGUCAUCGUUAAUUCAUCACAGCAGGCAGAACUUGUCGGAUCGAUCGAAUCAAAGAUUCAAAGCAUGGAAUGGAGUCCGGAUGAAGAAUUAGUAAUCUUUGUUACAGGAAAUGAUACAAUAUUGGUGAUGACGAAAGAUUUUGAUGUGAUAACGGAAUUCCCGAUUAAUGUGGAUGAGGCUGGAGAAGCUGUUAGCAUAAAUGUUGGAUGGGGAAAAAAGGAAACACAAUUUCAUGGAUCAGUAGGAAAGUCUGCCGCGCAAAAUAAGGUUGAGGUUUCCAGUUUUACUCUAUCUCCAGAUGAUGAUUCAAAACCGCGUAUAUCGUGGAUUGGAGAUGGCAGCAUGUUUUGCUGUUCAAUAAUUGAUCCUAAUAAAGGACUUCGAGUCAUUCGAGUUUAUAACCGGGAAGGUAUAUUACAAUAUACUAGUGAACCUGUUGAUAAACUUGAACACGUAUUAUCAUGGAGGCCAUCAGGAAAUUUGAUCGCUUCAAGUCAGAAGUUAGCAAAUAAACAUGAAAUUAUUUUCUUUGAAAAAAAUGGUCUAAGGCAUGGAGAAUUUACAUUGCGUGAAACAUAUGCUCAUAAAAUUAUCGAAAUCAUGUGGAAUUGUGAUUCUACAGUUUUAGCUAUAUGGAUGGAAAGAAAUAUAUCAAAUGAUGAACAUUCAACGUGUGUUCAGUUGUGGAAUAUGAAUAAUUAUCAUUGGUAUUUGAAACAGGAAAUUCAAAGUCAAUCUGAUGUUAGAAUAACUAGUGUUUCUUGGGAUCCCGAAAAAGCGCUCAGACUACAUUAUACCACAACAAAUGAAUAUCAUUGUCUAGAUUUUUGUUGGGAUGUUUUCGGUGCAAAUACGAUAUCUGACAAAAACGCUGCUUCUGUUGCAGUUAUCGAUGGAACUUUAUUAGUGGACCAAUUAUUUGGAACUUGGCAAUUUCCAAAAUUCCUUGACGCAUCAAAAUCGCCCUCUGUGAACCUGACACCAUUCAGAGUGAUGAACGUGCCACCACCAAUGUUUGCAUUCUCUGUACAACUUUCAAAUCCUGCAUCUUGUGUGACAUUUUCAUCAAAUAAUGGAGGCAAUGAUUUUGCUGUUCUAGAAUCUAAUCAACAGAUUACAUUAUUUGAGUGGAGUGGAGCACUAGAGAGACCCAUUAAAGCCCCAACAAGUAUAGGUUCUAUUCAAAUUGAAGAUCCAAAAAAUGAUCGAGGAAUAAUGAGACAAAUCAUAUGGUUUAAUCGAUCGGUUAUAUUUUUUUUACAUUCUUCCAAGGAGCUCAAUCAUUAUGAUAACUUGGUUGCGAUUUAUUUGACUUAUGACGAGAAUGGAAAAGCAAAAUGUGUAUCGUAUGAAAAUUUUAAUCUUAAACAAAACGUUCUAAGAUUAUACUUUAAUCCAAAUAACAAAGAAUUGUGGUUUGAAAGUAUUCAUGGAAAAAUUUUAAUAGCUGAAAUAUAUAUGGAUCGAAUCGAUAAGUUUAUCGAAAACAUUAAUUAUAAUAAAGAAGAAAAGAUCAAAGUACAAAAUGAUAUUUUUAUUCAAUUUCCUGAAGUAUGUCAUUGGAUUUCUUCAACUCGGAUUGGAAGAGAGGAAAGGGCCGAGGAUGUGAUAAUUGGAUUAAGUGAAAAUAACAAGUUAUAUGGAAAUCAUAUGCUUAUAUCAGCAGAAUGCACAUCAUUUUUCGUACAUAAUACUUUACUUUUAUUCACUACCUUAAGUAAUGUGAUCGAAUUUUUACCACUGCAAGCUAAUCUAUCAGUCGCUAAUAAUCUAUACAAUGAAGCCGAUAGGAAGGUGGAAAGAGGAUCGAAGAUAAUAUGUGCUGUCUAUUUUGAUAACUUUCUUAUAUUGCAGAUGCCCAGAGGAAAUUUGGAAACUGUUCAUCCACGAGUUUUAGUCUUGGCUUCAGUACGCGAAUCACUGAAUCGAUUUGAUUAUAACUCAGCUUAUAUGACUUGCAGAAAGCAUAGAAUUGAUUUAAAUAUUUUAUAUGAUCAUGACCCUAAAUCAUUCUUGAAUAAUGUUGAAUCAUUUGUUAAUCAAGUCGAAAAGGUUGAAUAUUUAAAUUUAUUUUUAUCAAGUUUAAGAAAUGAGGACGUGGUUAUAACUAUGUACCCUAAAGUUAUUUUAGGUCCAAAAUAUGGGUCAUCUGAUGAUAAUACGGGAAUGCAAGAUGUGUCAACAAAAGUUAAUACUGUAUGUGAUGCAGUUCGUGGAAUUUUAGAAUCCAAGAACUCUACAAAAUAUCUUCAAUCAAUAAUAACAACUUUUGUCAAAAAAUCUCCACCAGAAUUAGAAGCUGCAUUAAAUUUCUUGGCCAAAUUAAAAGAUGCUGUAAAAUACGCAAUAUUUUUAGUAGAUGCAGAUAAACUAUUUGAUAUUGCAUUGGGAAUGUACGACUUUAGUUUGGUACUUCUAGUUGCUCAACAAUCCCAAAAAGAUCCAAGAGAAUAUUUAUCAUUUUUGGCCGAACUUGAAAGUUAUCCAAAAUAUUAUCAAAGAUUUAAGAUUGAUGAUCAUCUUAAUAGAUAUGAAAAGGCUUUAAAUAAUUUAAGUUUAGCAGGCGAUGAAUAUUUUGAUCAAUGUUUGAAAUAUCUUCAAGAGUAUCAACUUUAUAAACCAGCCAUUGCUCUCUUUGCUAAUAAUGAUGAAAAAUACAAAUCUAAUUUCAAAGAAGCUGGAUUAGCAUACGUUAUGGCUGGAAAUAAACCGAAAGCGCUUGAACCUUAUAAAGAAUCGGGAAUGUGGCGUGAGGCAUUUGCUAUCGCUCAAGAAUUAAAGUAUUCAUCAGAUGAUUUGUUCUUAUUGGCCAAAGAACUUUCCGAAACUUUGUCUGAUAAAAGACAGUAUCAAGAAGCUGCUCAAAUAUUAUUGGAUUACACAAGGCAACCUGAAGAGGCUGUCGUAUUACUUAACAAGGGUCAUCAUUGGAGUGAAGCCAUACGAAUUGAUUUACAAUUUUGUAGUCUUACAUGUACGGCAGAUCAGAUCUUAUUGAAACGAACGUUAAACCAAGCGUUCUUGAAGGAUAUUAAUUCUAUGUUUGACCAGUUAAAUCAGCAAACUGCACGAUUACAAGAGAUCCGUCUUAGUAAAGCCAAGAAAUCCGGCCCAUUUGAUGACGAAACAAUAGAGAAUGUUGAUGUAUUUUCCGAUACAAGUUCUAUGGCAAGUGGAUUCACUCGGUAUACUCAAUCUAAUACUCAACUGAGUAUCCAAUCUACCAAGAGCGGAAAAACCGCCAAAAGUCGCAGACGAGCCGAAAGAAAGAAAGCUCGUGGAAAGAAAGGAAGUAUAUAUGAAGAAGAAUAUUUGUACGAUUCGUUAAAAAGAUUAAUUGAAAGGUUUGAUAAUUUCAAAGUUGAAAUUGCAAAUUUAUUGAGUUGUUUAGUUACAUUGGGAUAUUUGAAAAAUGCUCAGCAGAUUCAAAAGAUAUUUGGAGAUUUGGAAGAAAAGAUCAUAAAGAAUCUUGAUGAAAUAUUUAUUAUACCUCCUAUUAAUAAUUCGGAGAUUUUGGUUAAUCAGCAGGAAAAUGUAGUAAAUUCAGUUAAAUACGAAAGGCCAAAACUUAAUCAAGUUGAUUGGAAGUUACAAAUUAUAUAA
Funneliformis caledonium is the source of this 3882-nucleotide messenger RNA. NCBI's taxonomy places the organism in Eukaryota, Fungi, Glomeromycota, Glomeromycetes, Glomerales, Glomeraceae. The record is from the annotation of a GenBank genome assembly.